AUGUUCGAAUUCCUGUAUCAGGACGAACCGGCUGUUAUUAAUCAUCCAUUAUCUUGUUAUAAAAGCAGGAUAUUUGACUAUACUGUAAAAUUAAAUGAAAUUUUAAAUCAAGACGAAUUAUCUUCUAAUAAAACGGGAUUAACUAAAGAAUUGGAAAGUUGUAGGGUAUCAUCUAUUUCAGAAUUGGAAGGAAAUAGUCCAAUCAGUGACAAUAAUAAAACAGAAUUAACGGAAGAUUUGGGAAGCUACAAGAUUACUAAUAAAUAUUAUAAUAAAACAGAAUUAACUGAAGACAUGG
This is a messenger RNA of Funneliformis caledonium, 298 nucleotides long. The record is from the annotation of a GenBank genome assembly. NCBI's taxonomy places the organism in Eukaryota, Fungi, Glomeromycota, Glomeromycetes, Glomerales, Glomeraceae.